AUGUCACAAGAACCAGUAAACACGGCGACUGAUCAAUUGCCCAGCCUACCUGAAACAACUGUCAUCGAACCGGUUGUUCAAUGCGGUGUUUUAUACAUUGGCACAGCUGUACCGAGCCCUGGUCGUCGUGGCAUUGAUUCCAUUCAAGAACCGUUAGCACAUCGAUAUCCAGUUGAUGGUACAAAUACAGCUCGCGGUAUUGAUUCUAUUCUUUCGGUUUAUGAGAAUGGCAUUCAAUUGACCUUUGCUCGCCAGCCUUAUACAGUGAUUUUCUUUCCAAUCUCGUCAUUAAUCUAUUGUGCAAGUCUUCGCUUUUCUGUCAUUGAAGACGAUCAAACCUCUUCGAUCGAUUGGCGUUUUGUAACGUUAGAUUCAACAAUGAAUAUUCCAAGCAAACAUCCACCACUAUUUUGUCUUGUUGUUCAUCGUACACAAAUUUUCACAGGUGAUGAAUGCCAUUGUUUUAUCACCAAAAACGCUGAUGCUGCCUUAGCACUUGUCCGUGCAAUAUCGGACGUUUAUGCUAACCUUCCACCCUUAUCGAAGCUUCUCAGAUCGCCUAUUUUCUAUCAAUUAGAUCGUUAUGGACGAAAAAUAAGUGAAACAACUGGAGUUAUUUAUCUUUCGCCUGCUAACGAAGACGAAUCUCAAAUAAACCAGUUGAAUGAGCGAAAUACUCUCUUAGAUCCAUCGUUGAACGGUUUCUUCUACCGUACGGAUGGAAAUCUUCUCGAACAAUGGCAACUAUGGGACGAUGACGAUGUAGCAGGAACUCGACCACGGCCUCCGCCUUCUCCAUUCGGUCAAAAUCAAGGUCUGUAUCAUGACGAUCUCACACAAGAAAUUCAUAAGUAUCUGCGUCACAUGGAUGACGAAGAUCGCUCAAGUUCAUGUAGUUGUUCAAGUUCAUCAAGUUCAUCGGAUAUACGUAAUCGACAUCAUCAUCGUCGCCGAUUGAAAUCGAAAUAUGACCAUGCAGAUCAAUUGAAUCCUGAAUUAGUUCGGUCACAAUCAAGCUCUUUCGACCCAACACUACCGAAUAACAUCGAUAUCAAACCAGUUAUUGUUCAACAAACACCAAUCAUCAUCGAAAAAGUUGUGCCCAAUUCAUUUGUAGGUUUUCAGCAAAAACAGCCCACCUACACUUUUCCACAGCCAAUUCUCCAACCACCGCCACUUCAAGAAUGCACUCCUAGUUAUGCUACAUAUUCUGAAACGUAUCAAAUCAAUGAACAUGGUGAAAGGAUAACUACAGAUGGAAAUCGUAUUCUUUUCAUGGAUGUUAUUCAACCAAAUGCACAACAGAAGAGUAUUGACACAACAUCUUAUAUAUCUCAGCCAGUUCAUCGGGCACAUUCACAACGGCGACGAUCGAAACCUGUUCCAGUUGUCGAUCUUCAAUCGAUUGAAAAGUUAUUUAACGAAAGGAAAUCGAAACAGCGGCGAGCCAGUUUUCGCCAUGAUCAAGAAGACUCUGAUACCAAUCAGCUAACAACAUCUGAUAUGCUAGACAUUGUCGAGGGUUAUUUUGAAGAUUAUCGGGGAAGAAGAUUGAAAAUGAACGGACACGACGCUCAAGCUAUGAUCCGUCAUUUAGAAUCAUCAUCAGCCUCGAAGAAACAAAAUCGACAAGAAUCAGAUAGCUCCAGUAAACAGAUGUAUCAUGAGUAUGGUCAUCGUCGACGACGACGGCACCAUCAUUCAACGAUCAAGUCAGGCCCAUCGAUCAAUUAUGUCGAACGUUCACAGAUGAAAUUACCAUCACAGCAAAGUUUGCCUGCACGAAGAUCUUUAAAUAAUGAACAAGUCGAUGAAUACGUUUCCAGUAUAUAUGGUUCAUCCGAGAAAGCUGCUUCGUCAAUCAAAUCUUCCACCAGUCAUCAACAUACUCAGGCAAACGCCCCGGAACCAACGAUGCAGAACCAAGAAUUCAUAUCACCACUCCGAUACAUGCAAAGUAGUAUUAAUCCUUUAUUAUUACACGAAUAUCGUCAAGCAUAUGGUGGAAUUUAA
Molecule: messenger RNA, 2013 nt
Organism: Adineta ricciae
Lineage: Eukaryota; Metazoa; Rotifera; Eurotatoria; Adinetida; Adinetidae
Source: the annotation of a GenBank genome assembly